ACACGGACGAGACCACUCUCAAGACUCCCCGUUCACCCACCAGGAAAGACUGUUCUUGACUGAGCGAGGAGUUGCCGCUCUCUGUGACAUCCCCAGGAAGGACGAAAGCACCAUGAGUUCUGAGGAGAUGGUCUAUGACAUGUCAGGAGCGCGGCUGGCCCUCACUCUGUGCAUCACCAAAGGCCGAGAGGGAGCAGAGCCAGACACUGCGGCACUGGAGAGGAUGUAUCGGGCCCUGAGGUUUGAGAGCACUGUGAAGCGGGACCCACCUGCUCAGGUACCCUCUCACCUGCCCAACCCUGUGGACCAGAAGGACACAGGCGAGAUGUUGAGGACAGAGCAGGUCCUGACCACCAUGUUUCAGGAGCUUCCAAAGAUCCCAACUUUCACGGACACCCUGCAUGUCUACUCCACUGUGGAAGAUAAGGGGUACAUCACUUACCGGAACGUUAAGGAAGGCUCCUGUUUCAUCCAGACUCUGGUGGACGUCUUCAUCACGGGGAAAAGUAAUAUUCUGGACCUCCUGACUGAGGUGACCAGGUGGAUGGCAGAGGCUGAGCUGGUCUGGGAAGGCCAGGUGAGGAAGGUCAACCCGGAAAUCUACAGCACCCUGAGGAAGCAGCUGUACCUGCAGUAGAGGCAU
Molecule: messenger RNA, 643 nt
Organism: Tachyglossus aculeatus (Australian echidna)
Lineage: Eukaryota; Metazoa; Chordata; Mammalia; Monotremata; Tachyglossidae
Product: caspase-14-like
Exons: 6
Coding region: 113-637 (174 amino acids)
Biological process (GO): proteolysis
Molecular function (GO): cysteine-type endopeptidase activity
Source: RefSeq, a predicted model, not a curated record